AUGCAGGCACUUGUUUUAGCUAUUAUUGUUGUUUUACUUCAACAACAUAUUCAACUAGCUGACGGAGUUACAUGUGCAAGUAAUCCAUGUAGUCUCGUACCUGGUCAAUUUGAUGCAUCGAAUGGAUAUUGUUGUUAUGACAUUCCACCUAAUUAUAUCGAUUCUAUAUGUACAUGUCCAAAUAAUGUUCAAUCUGUUAUUAAUAGACCUUGUCGUACUACUUCCAUACCAAAUCAAGGAGUUUGUAAUAGAACUUGCGUUAAUGGUGGUGUAUGUAAUAUAGUGAAUGGUAGCAAUGUAUGUUGGUGUGGAUUGGGUUUUGCAGGUUCAUUUUGUGAACUUCAAGGUACUCCUACUCGUUGUGCGGCUGGAGUUUGUCAAAAUGGAGCUUGUAUUGAACAAACUCUAGGAUCCACUGUAUAUGCUUAUUGUUACUGUAAUCCAGGUUGGACAGGAAUGAGAUGUGACCAAUACUAUUUUACAUGUACACAAAUAGGCGUUUUUCCUGAUACUGCAUUUUGUGCCAUUGGUCGAUAUUUCUAUUGUCCACAAGCAUCUGGUGGUAAGUAUUUCGUAUAA
Messenger RNA from Rotaria sp. Silwood2, 579 nucleotides. NCBI's taxonomy places the organism in Eukaryota, Metazoa, Rotifera, Eurotatoria, Philodinida, Philodinidae. The record is from the annotation of a GenBank genome assembly.